ACACUUUGCUCUGUUUGUUGUGACAAAACAUAUUUCCCUUCUACUGGAAAAGCGUAUUAGUACAACCGCAUUGUUCACAUCGAAAGCUCUUCUUCUCCUGCUGCUUCUUUCUCAGUAAACCAUGCAAUCAAUCCAAUCUCCAUCUUUCCGUCCAUCUCCACUCGAUCCACUUAAAAAAACCGUCCCCCAAUUCACCAAUGUUAGGCCAUUGAGUCAUGCUAAAAGAGUGCCCUUUAUUUCAGCUUCAGCUACCACUGUUUCCGCUCCCAAAAGAGAGAAAGACCCAAAGAAAAGGGUUGUUAUAACUGGGAUGGGCCUUGUUUCUGUAUUCGGUAAUGACGUCGAUACUUACUAUGACAGACUUUUGGCUGGUGAAAGUGGGAUUUCACUCAUUGAUCGUUUUGAUGCUUCUAAGUUUCCCACGAGAUUUGGGGGACAAAUUCGUGGGUUUACAUCAGAAGGAUAUAUUGAUGGGAAGAAUGAUAGGAGGCUUGAUGAUUGUCUUAGGUAUGCCAUUGUUGCUGGGAAAAAAGCUCUUGAAAAUGCAGAUCUUGGUGGUGACAGACUUGGAAAGAUUGAUAAGGAGCGAGCAGGUGUUCUGGUAGGAACAGGAAUGGGUGGUCUUACGGUUUUCUCAGAUGGCGUCCAAAACCUUAUUGAAAAGGGUCACAGGAAAAUUACUCCAUUUUUUAUACCGUAUGCCAUAACAAACAUGGGUUCUGCCUUGCUUGGUAUUGAUCUUGGUUUUAUGGGACCAAACUACUCAAUCUCAACUGCUUGUGCUACCUCCAAUUAUUGUUUUUAUGCCGCCGCGAAUCACAUUCGCAGAGGUGAAGCUGAUUUGAUGCUAGCUGGUGGUACUGAAGCUGCCAUAAUACCUAUUGGAUUAGGAGGUUUUGUGGCAUGCAGAGCUUUGUCUCAAAGGAAUGAUGAUCCGCAAACUGCUUCCAGACCAUGGGACAAAGAAAGAGAUGGCUUUGUUAUGGGCGAGGGGGCUGGAGUCUUGGUGAUGGAAAGUUUGGAGCAUGCAAUGAAACGAGGAGCGCCAAUAAUUGCAGAGUAUUUGGGUGGUGCAGUUAAUUGUGAUGCUCAUCACAUGACUGAUCCCCGAGCUGAUGGUCUUGGUGUUUCGUCAUGUAUCCAGAGCAGCCUUGAAGAUGCUGGAGUGUCACCAGAAGAGGUUAACUACAUCAAUGCUCAUGCAACUUCCACCAUUGUUGGUGAUAUAGCCGAGGUAAAUGCUAUUAAAAAGGUAUUCAAGAACACCUCAGGAAUCAAAAUGAAUGCAACCAAGUCUAUGAUAGGGCAUUGCCUGGGUGCUGCUGGUGGUAUGGAAGCGAUUGCAACAGUUAAAGCUAUUACAACCGGCUGGGUGCAUCCUUCAAUUAACCAAUUUAAUCCUGAGCCUUCAGUGGAGUUUGAUACCGUUCCAAACAAAAAACAGCAGCAUGAAGUGAAUGUCGGAAUCUCAAAUUCCUUUGGUUUUGGUGGUCACAACUCUGUCGUCGCCUUUUCUGCAUUCAAGCCUUAAUCCAGCUCACUUCAGCAAAGAGCAAUCCUCCUUUUGAGGAGGCAUAAUAUAGAGAAUUACUGUGAAACAGAGGCUGCUUCAUCUCCAUAUGGCUAUAAACAAGGCGCGGCGAGAGAUGAACAAUUGUCAAUUCUUUUAUGUAAUAAUUUUUGGCUUGUAGUUCUUAGCAAUGAACAUUCUGACUUUUCGCAUGUGUUUUCACUCCUUAAAUUAGCUUUUGGACCUUCACAGCUUGAUUAGGCAACAAUGCGAUCGGUUUUGAAUUAUGUGAAAGAUGUGAGAUUUGAAAGAUGCUAUGGUCUUUUGGAGCAUAUUUAUGACAGGAAAAACUAAUAUUUGUUUUUGCA
Nicotiana attenuata is the source of this 1878-nucleotide messenger RNA. RefSeq names its product 3-oxoacyl-[acyl-carrier-protein] synthase I, chloroplastic. The record is from RefSeq and is a predicted model, not a curated record. Gene Ontology annotation, biological process: fatty acid biosynthetic process. Gene Ontology annotation, molecular function: 3-oxoacyl-[acyl-carrier-protein] synthase activity. The coding region runs from base 122 to 1531 and encodes 469 amino acids. NCBI's taxonomy places the organism in Eukaryota, Viridiplantae, Streptophyta, Magnoliopsida, Solanales, Solanaceae. The transcript has 7 exons.